Messenger RNA from Fusarium venenatum, 1359 nucleotides. RefSeq lists its product as uncharacterized. Gene Ontology annotation, molecular function: zinc ion binding; DNA-binding transcription factor activity, RNA polymerase II-specific. Gene Ontology annotation, biological process: regulation of transcription by RNA polymerase II. Lineage: Eukaryota; Fungi; Ascomycota; Sordariomycetes; Hypocreales; Nectriaceae. The record is from RefSeq and is a predicted model, not a curated record.
AUGGACAUGCCACAAGAGUUCAGCCCGGGAUUGUUAUCAUUCCCCGACCAAGACUUUGACUACAGCGCUUUUCUCCAAGCAGAUGACAUAACCUUUGGCGAAAGCGCUCAAAGUCAGGUACAGUCAACUUCGGAUUCAUCAGACAAAGCAACACCGCCAAGGUCAACUUCAGGGUCCAGCAGCGAAGUCGCUGUUCGAAGACCGUCGGCUCAGAAACAAAGACUUGAGCGGAGAGGUCACACAAAGAGUAGGAGGGGGUGCUAUAACUGCAAGAGAAGACGUAUCAAGUGUCAAGAGACUCAUCCUGCAUGCGGUCAUUGUACAAAGACUGGACUCAAAUGCGAGUAUCCGUCUACGCCACAGAUCAUUCAUCAGCCACAUCAACAGAUUCCAUUGUUCAGUCUCCAGGAUAUGCGCUUCUUCCAGCACUUUCUAACACAAUGCUAUCCUCAUCAUCCUCUAAAACAAGAGGACAUCUGGACACACGAAAUACCUUGUAUUGCCCACAACAAUGAAUACCUCAUGCAUGCCAUUCUCGGCUUCUCCGCAUCCGAACUCAUGAGAAACGACCCUAGCAUCUUACCAUCAGCCAUGAACCAUCGCAUCAAAGCCAUAAGAGCCAUCAAGAAACGCCUUGCAGAAACUACCAAAUCUUCAAUGAACUAUGAAGAAGCAAAUGCCAUGGUAGCUACCUGUUUUGCCCUGACAUUUCAAUCUGUCAGCCUCGAGGACGGACUGGCCGAGUAUCUAACUUUUAUCCGGGGAAUCAUGAUUGUAGGAAUGCAGAUGAUGUUUCGGGGUAUUAAACCUAUAUUUGAGAAUAUGCUUGAACAGGAGCAGGAUUCACUGCUUGAACCUCUCAUGCAAGGUCUUCCGCUUAUCCCAAAGGGCUUUACAGAUUCUGCGAUUGAGGCUCUUACGAACCUUGGACCGUUGUGCGCAGAGGGGGUUGAGCUUGAGUACCAUCAACAUCUUGUGACAAUGGUCGAGAAGCUAUACGUCAACUCCUGGGAUGCGUACAAGGCAUACACAGCGCAAUACGGAUGGUGGAUGCUUCUCCCACACGACACAUUCCAAGCCCUUAUCGACCCGGAUAAUCAAGUCAUGCUGCUCCUCCAUACGCAUUGGAUUGCUAUUAAUGAGAUCAUAACGCCCAUCAGUGGACAGGAGCGCAACGUGUCUAACAAGUAUCCUCUUGAUCAACGAGAGGGAAAGCCGGAUCUUGACCCUGGGUUUUCGCGGUGGUUGAAGUAUCUUAAUCGGAGCAUUGAUACAGAACACCAGGUUUAUAACCAGUGGCCAAUGUGGGUAGAGGAGCAGCUUGAUGGUGAUAUGACUUUCUUUGGAAGAGUUGCAUGA